Molecule: messenger RNA, 735 nt
Organism: Girardinichthys multiradiatus
Lineage: Eukaryota; Metazoa; Chordata; Actinopteri; Cyprinodontiformes; Goodeidae
Gene: hbae4
Product: Hemoglobin subunit alpha-D-like
Exons: 3
Coding region: 206-631 (141 amino acids)
Biological process (GO): oxygen transport; hydrogen peroxide catabolic process
Cellular component (GO): blood microparticle; haptoglobin-hemoglobin complex; hemoglobin complex
Molecular function (GO): peroxidase activity; oxygen carrier activity; oxygen binding
Source: RefSeq, a predicted model, not a curated record
CACCCUGCCCUGGCUGCUGUCUGAUAACACACAGAGACAGAGGAACAUCACGUCCCAUUUGUCCUCCAACUGCAGGAAUUAUUCACCUUCGUCUGUUUCUUCUUUUCAUUUCAGCACUUUAGUUAAUGCAGCGAUAAAAUGGUCGAUUAAGGCACAACACGUCUGCUGGGACCUCUCAAGUGUUGGAUUUCUGUCUGUUGUCACAAUGCUGUCCAAGAAGGAAAAAAAGCUGAUUAAAGAGAUUUGGGAAAGACUGACUCCAGUGGCAGAAGACAUCGGCUCUGAUGCACUUCUUAGGAUGUUCGCUUCUUAUCCCGGCACAAAGACAUACUUUUCCCAUCUAGACAUCAGUCCUGGCUCCGCCCACCUAUACUCUCAUGGGAAGAAGAUCGUCCUGGCCAUCGCAGAGGGGGCCAAAGACAUCAGCCAGCUCACCGUCACCCUGGCUCCUCUGCAGACACUGCACGCCUACCAGCUUCGGAUAGAUCCCACCAACUUUAAGCUGCUUUCACACUGUAUGCUUGUCACGCUGGCAUGUUACCUGGGCGAAGAGUUCACUCCGGUUGCACACGCAGCAAUUGACAAGUACUUGUCAGCCUUCGCAGCCGUGCUCUCUGAGAAAUACAGAUGAAAUUCAACCGCAAUUUUGGCUCAUAUUUAUGAUGUAUAAAAUAAUGUAUUGGUGUUAUUGUUUUCAGAGGAUUUUGUUAUAAUAAAGAACUGCAGUAAACAUGU